AUGGAUUUGAGACUUUACAGAGCAAUCAUUCGACUCGACUGGCAAAUCUGCAUCAAGAAGCCAUCAGAGUGUCUUCAAAUACCAUACAAAACUCACCCUACACCACUAUGUGAGCGGGGCAUACUAACGCGGCCUUCAUCGCCGAGAAAAGAGAAUGGAAAGAAAGAAGAAAAAAGUAUUUAA
Messenger RNA from Sclerotinia sclerotiorum 1980 UF-70, 183 nucleotides. RefSeq lists its product with no specific name. The transcript has 3 exons. The record is from RefSeq and is a predicted model, not a curated record. NCBI's taxonomy places the organism in Eukaryota, Fungi, Ascomycota, Leotiomycetes, Helotiales, Sclerotiniaceae. The coding region runs from base 1 to 183 and encodes 60 amino acids.